Messenger RNA from Xylaria bambusicola, 1917 nucleotides. RefSeq names its product glutamate 5-kinase. Gene Ontology annotation, cellular component: cytoplasm; cytosol. Gene Ontology annotation, molecular function: ATP binding; RNA binding; glutamate 5-kinase activity. The record is from RefSeq and is a predicted model, not a curated record. Lineage: Eukaryota; Fungi; Ascomycota; Sordariomycetes; Xylariales; Xylariaceae. The transcript is spliced from 5 exons. The coding region runs from base 243 to 1709 and encodes 488 amino acids.
GAAAACGGCAGGCGGUAAGACAAAAGUACAUUAGGUUUGUAUCUACCAUGCACUGUUUCGGGCGAUUUUCUGCAGGUCCGAUUCAAGCUCCGACUACGGCUACGGCUCAGACGCCAAUUGGAAAUUCUGCCGGCUCGCUGCAGUCAUAUCAGCAUCCCGCCAGGUCCACAUCAACAUGUUUCGGACUCGACUGGCGAACCAGCUGAUUGAGUAACUAAAACAAGAUGCUUUGAGCCCUUGCAAUGACAGGCCAAGGGACCUCCACGCCCUAUAUGAAGGGCACGAAGCCUCUCACUGUGGUCAUAAAGCUUGGGACCAGUUCCAUCGUAGAUGAGAAGACCCACGAGCCUAUACUCUCAAUCUUGAGUCUUAUAGUCGAGACUGCUGUGAGGUUACGCAAAGAUGGCCAUAAAGUUGUCAUUGUGUCAUCUGGCGCCAUCGGCGUCGGGUUGAGGCGGAUGGAUGUUGACAAGCGGCCUAAACAUCUGUCCAAACUCCAAGCCCUGGCAGCUAUUGGACAAUGCCGUCUCCUCAGUCUUUGGGAUAGUUUAUUUGCCCAUCUGCAGCAGCCUAUCGCUCAGAUCCUCCUUACCCGGAAUGAUAUAGCAGAUCGUUCAAGGUACCUCAAUGCUCAGAACUGUAUGGCCGAGCUUAUGGACAUGGGCGUCAUUCCCAUCGUCAAUGAAAAUGAUACACUAGCUGUGGCCGAGAUCAAGUUUGGUGACAACGAUACUUUGUCGGCCAUCACAGCCGUCAUGGUGCACGCCGAUUUCCUAUUCCUAAUGACGGACGUGGAUUGCCUAUAUGACAAGAACCCACGGACGCACCCAGAUGCACAACCUAUCGAAGAAGUCGAAGAUAUAGGAGCUAUACAAGCUGAUGUUUCAUCAGCGGGCUCUUCAUUAGGCACUGGAGGUAUGGGCACCAAGAUCGUUGCAGCGCGACUCGCGACAUCAGCCGGAGUAACAACAGUUAUUACACGCUCUUCUGCUCCAGGUAACAUGGUCAAGAUUGUGCGCUAUCUACAAGCCAAAAAGAACCUUACAAAAAGUGCAUCACAAGUAUCAUUGUCACAGGGGACCCAUAGCGCCGAAGAAAGCCCAGCAGCAACCGAAAUUCUAUCUCAUUCAACGGUAUCUCUAGCUCCUGAUGCGCUAGAGAAACCACCAUUACACACACGUUUUCUUCCACUAUCAACACCAAUCCGUGAUCGCUACUUCUGGCUCCUACACGGUCUCGCACCCCACGGGACGAUAUACAUCGAUGCGGGCGCGCACGCCGCGCUCUCCGACAAGGCGGGCUUACUACCCGUCGGCAUCUUGGAUGUAGAAGGGAACUUCGCACAACAAGAAGCAGUGCGCCUCGUCGUCGUAGACCGUCGAGCAGCGCCCGAUACACACCACACUUCCACCACAUCUAUCCCCGGAUCCACGACGCCUAUUCCCGUAUCAGCAAAAUGGGAAGCUUGCAACCCCGUCGAGGUCGGCCGCGCUCUCGUCAACUACGCGGCUUCUGAGAUCGCUCGUAUCAAGGGCCACCGUAGUAGCAAGAUUGGCGAACUUCUAGGCUACGCCGAUAGCGAGUACGUGGCGUAUAGAGAGAACAUCAGCUUGUUCAGGAGGGAGAGUCGGCCUGUCUCACCUGUGCUAGAUCUUUCUGCUAGUAUCAGCAGCGGUGUGGCGGGGUACGAGGUAGGAGAGGCCAUAUAGACUAUCGAGCGAAUGGCAGCUAUAAAAUAACAUGACGAUCUUGAUGAUGGAUUCGAAUUCAUCACUUGUACACAUUUCCCUUAGUAAGAGCGGCUAUGGUAAUAACAAUAAAACGAACGGGUAGACAAAACAUCAAAACCAAUAUCCAAGUAGGGCUAUGAAAUCGAGAAUCACGAAUCAAAGGCAAAAUCUUGUAGAGAUUAAAUAG